Messenger RNA from Paramacrobiotus metropolitanus, 2478 nucleotides. Its product is annotated as CCAAT/enhancer-binding protein zeta-like. Gene Ontology annotation, cellular component: nucleus. NCBI's taxonomy places the organism in Eukaryota, Metazoa, Tardigrada, Eutardigrada, Parachela, Macrobiotidae. The record is from RefSeq and is a predicted model, not a curated record. Bases 227 to 2242 code for a protein of 671 amino acids. The transcript has 10 exons.
AGUGGAAAGCUACAGAAACAAAGUACUUAAGUACUCGUACAGUGCUUCAAAUCGUUAAAACCAUAAUGUUCAGUUUUUGCCGUCAGUAGUAGAACUAAAUUAGUAGCUGUAAGCUUGUAAUUUACGCUUUGUUUCGAAAAAAUUUAUGUUAGUAUUAUAAUUAGUUCUAUCAUCUAUGCACUAAUCCGCUUGCCUCGCUCCGGGUUCUCACGGUUGGGACUUAAAGAUGGCUGAUUUGCGAGCGGAAGCGAAAGCUCUCUUCGAGAAGCACUGUGAGAAGGCGUCCCGCAGCGCCGGUCCUCGACACGGGAAAAAUGCCAACUGGUCGAACUUGGUUAUGAAAUCGGGAACCCUCGCCGAUCGGAUCGCUGCACUGUCGCUCGCUAUCAAGAAAUCACCGCGGAAUAAUCUGCAGAAUUUGACUGCCUUAUCAGGCAUGCUAAAGAAGAAAAAUCAUCGGGAGUGUUUAUUAGCGCUAGACGCAUUGACAUCGUUAUACAAGGACGAACUCCUUCCAUCUGACCGAAAAUUAAUCAAAUUUGAAAGCCAAUCUCGGGACAGUUUUAGUAAACUUGGCAAGCAUGAAAAAGAAGAAACCCUUGUGCAAUGGUACGAAGAAGACUUGAUCAAAAGCAACUAUGGAGAGUUUGUUAUGGAACUGGAACGUCUUUCUAAAGACCAAAUCGAGACGACUCGGUUAAAAGUGCUGGGUGUAGUUCACGAUCUCCUGGCGGAAAAACCCGAAAAAGAGGACCACCUGCUGGCCAUAAUUGCGAACAAGCUGGGCGAUCUGCAGAAGAAGGUUGCGGCGAAAUCCUGCAGUCUGCUGAUUAAACUGCUGCGGCAGCAUCCGAACAUGAAAUCUGUUAUUGUGGAGGAAAUUGAGCGCCUGCUGUAUCGGCCAAAUGUCUCCCCGAAAGCGCAGUAUUAUGCCGUAUGCUUCCUUAUUCAAAUAAAACUAAGCGACAAUGAUUCCGCCUUGGCCAUCAAAUUAGUCAAGAUUUAUUUUUCCCUAUUCAAGGCGGUUACUGCCAUGAAGGCUACAAAUUCUAAAAUGCUCGGUGCCAUCUUAACCGGCGUGAACCGCGCUUAUCCCUUUACAAAAGGACCGCAGAGUCUUUUGGAACACAUUGAUACCUUUUUCCGCUACGUCCACACGGUGUCCGCCCAGAUCGGCAUUCAGAUGCUGAUGCUGUUGUAUCAGGUGAUGGAGCGAGAAGGUGCGAUUACGGAUAGGUUUUACAUGGCACUUUACCGAAAGAUGAUGGAUCCCGAAUUGGUGUCGCAUGCCGGACGGUCGUCUUCCUUAUUGAAUCUUAUUUACAAGGCCAUGAAACGCGAUACAGAAUUGAAUAGAAUCAAAGCGUUCAUCAAGAGAACGCUCCAGUUAGCCAUCUCUCAUUCGCCACCGUUUAUCUGCGGCGCGCUGAUUGUUGUUUCGGAAAUAAUCAAAAAUAGACCAAAAGGAUUCCUUGCUACCUUAUUAAGUUCUGUUAAAACCGAAUCUAUCGUGGACGAGACGCAGACGAUGGAGGAUUCAGGAAAACUCGACAAGGAAGAAAAAUGCCCCACAUCUUAUUCGCAGACGGCUCGAAACCCUUUAUACUGUGGUGCAGAGUUCACAAGUAUAUGGGAAUUUCAAGUUUUGAGGCAACAUUAUCACCCUUCCGUUGCACGGUUUACGGAAUGCAUUUUACAGAAUCGUGAAAUUGAUUACGCUGGGGAUCCGUUCGAAGAUUUCACGUCGAUGCACUUUCUGGAUCGGUUUGUGUAUCGGAAUCCCAAGAAAAAAACCCAAGAGAAUGCUAGAGAUAUGCCUGUGCUAAGUCAGCAGUAUCUUGCAUUGCCGGAAAAAGCGAUACCGGACGAUGAGAAAUUUUUGCAUAGAUACCUCACCCAAAAACUGAAAAGAAAAAGCGAUAGAAUGGGCCAUGAAGAUGACGUGGAAAGUGUCUCAGACGAUGAAUUCGACAAGUUCUUAGAUGAUUACGAGCGUGAUGAAGAGGACUUCGACAUGGAUUUCGCGGCGGAUGUGAAUGAAGAGAGAGAAGAACAAGAUUCCUUGGAUGAUGAAAUGUCACUGUUCGGGGACGACGCUGAUAGCGAUGACCAGACCAACGGUGAUUUUACUGCCGCGGAAGAAGAUGCAUUGAAUGCGGCCUUUUCUACAGAUGACGAUGAUGGGGACGGGAGUGGAGACGAAUCAGAAGGCGACUAUGAAGCCAUGGAUUACGAAGACUAAAAUUAUUUCGGAUGUGUGGAAAAAUAUGUGUCCGGUUGUUCUUGUUAACAAUAAUAUAGUUAAGAUAUUUUUUAAUUUUUGUCAUCUCGUAAGUCAUACAGAUAUAUACAUCAUUUUUGCAUCACACUGACUGAACAGUCACGGAUAUGGACAUCUAUCCAUACGAAAAAUUUGCAGAACUAGCACAAACAACGGACCAGAUAGUGAAAACAAACAACAAUUUCGUCAAUGCCAAA